Molecule: messenger RNA, 2292 nt
Organism: Trematosphaeria pertusa
Lineage: Eukaryota; Fungi; Ascomycota; Dothideomycetes; Pleosporales; Trematosphaeriaceae
Exons: 2
Coding region: 181-1914 (577 amino acids)
Biological process (GO): basic amino acid transport; transmembrane transport
Cellular component (GO): fungal-type vacuole membrane
Molecular function (GO): basic amino acid transmembrane transporter activity
Source: RefSeq, a predicted model, not a curated record
CCCGCGGACAACGAUCUUCGAUCGCAAAACGGGUGCAAAUGGAGCGAGGUCGGAUGUUAGUAAUGGAGCUUGCAUUCGAUACGAAUCAUUAGCGCCUUUUGCUCUUCUCCUUUGUGGAGCUGGAGGAUUGUUGCUUUUUCCCUUCUUCCCUGACCUCAGACGAUAUCCGACAUCCCCGCCAUGACCGCCAGUCCGAAAACUAAGCACCCGGGUGAGACCUCGCCGCUCCUGCCGAAGCGCAAUCAAGAACCUCAUCGAUCUGCGUAUUCAAUUGAUCCCGGCGAUGGAAUUGCACCUGAGGGGCCAAAUAGCUACCAGACCGGGGACGAGGAUGUCGAGAGACAGCAAGAUGGCGACCGACGCGAGCGGCAAACUAGCAGCAGCGGAGAUAUGUCCAAGCACCAGGGUAUGCCGGAGGUAAAGAAGCGUAUGAAGUACAUAUUCCCCGCGAUAGCAAUAGGAGUCUUCCUCGCAGCCGCCGACCAAACCCUCGUCGUAUCCACCUACUCCACCAUCGGCAGCGACUUGCAUGCUCUGAACAGCACAUCUUGGAUCGCAACCGGCUACUUCCUCACGCUGUCCGCCUUCCAACCCGUCUACGGCAAGCUCUCCGAUAUCUUCGGCCGCAAAUCCUGCCUCCUCUUCGCAUACCUCAUUUUCGGCAUUGGCUCGACGUUCUGCGGCCUCGCGCGUAAUAUGGGCGAGUUGAUUGCCGCUAGGGCGUUUGCCGGCGUGGGAGGCGGCGGCAUGACGACCAUUGUGUCGAUCCUGCUGAGCGAUGUUGUGAGCUUGAGGGAUCGCGGUACCUGGCAGGGGUACAUUAACAUAAUAUACGCGGCGGGGAGCGCUGCUGGCGCGCCAUUGGGCGGGCUGCUGGCGGAUAGUAUAGGCUGGCGGUGGUCAUUUAUUGCUCAGGGGCCACUUUGCGUGCUCGCUUUCAUCGCGGUCGCUGCAGCGCUGCAUCUCCCGAAGAUGGACCAUUCGCACUGGAAGGAGAAGAUCCUGAAGAUUGAUUUCCUGGGUGCGUUCAUCCUGAUCACGGCCGUCUUUGGGCUCCUGGUUGGUCUGGAUCGCGGCUCGAAUGUAGGCUGGAGUGAUCCGUUCGCGAUUGCGGGACUCUGUAUGAGUCCGCUGUUUGGAGUCUUCGUGCUGGUCGAGAAGCACGUUGCGAGCCAUCCGUUUGCGCCGUUUCGGAUUAUCUUGAACAAGACGCUGUUCGCCUGCUAUCUGUGCAACUUCUUCGCUUUCGGAGGGUGGCUAGCAGCGCUGUUUUUCAUCCCGCUCUACUGGCAAGUAAUCGGCAACCUGCGGGCUUCCCAGGCCGGUCUACUCCUCGUUCCCUGUAUCGUAUGCGGCGUCAGCGGCUCCCUAUUCGGCGGCUUCUAUAUGAAGAAGACUGGGAAGUACUACUGGAUCACUGGAAUCGCGUAUUCGAUCCUCGUCCUCGGCCUCGCUUUGGUCCUCCUUUUUGCGGGCACGAUCAUCGAAAAUAUCCCGCUCAUGAUCGUGGGGACUUGUAUGUGCGCAUUUUCGAAUGGUAUCGGAGUGACUACGACGCUUAUCGGGCUCAUCGCGAAUGCCUCUCAUGCGGAUCAAGCGGUGGCAACCGCGUGCUCGUACCUCUUCCGGUCUCUAGGCUCGGUGUUCGGCAUCUCGAUGUGCGCUACCGCUUUCAACCAGACGCUGCGCAAGUCCCUACAAAGCGCUUUGAAUGGAGACGCGGAUGCUGAAGAAAUUGCAGAUCGCGUGAGAGAAUCACUGUCAUAUCUAAGAAAUCUGGAGCCUGGACUACAAGAGAUAGUCAAGGAGUGCUACGGAAAGAGUACGCGGGCUGCAUUAGGAGUCAGCGUAGGGCUUGUCGCAGGCAGUGCGUUCUUUGCGUGGUUUAUCAGAGAGAAGAGACUUGGGAAAUAAGAUAUUGGGCUAUAAUGCAUUAUAUCAUAUGGCGCUCAGAGGUGUGUCCUAUCAAUCGGUAUGAUCUUUGACCUUUCUUGGGUGAGUGCGCAUAUGCCCAUUCGCGCUGACGGACCAGGAAGUUGUAGAUGCUGGCUCGGGGUCGAUAGAGCUUGCUUCCUAAGAGACAAUCUCAAAGCCAUUUAACGGGAGCUUCUUCCUUUCUAUUCUCUCCUGGGGUAUCAUCAAGGGUAUUAUCUAUAGCUCCUGUACUAGAGUUCUCUCUCUAGAUACUAAGCUAUAAUUAUAAAGGUUACUAGUAAAGGGGGUAGAGUAUCUUAUUUCUAAGGCUAUAGAGGCGCUAUAGCUCUUAUCGCAAACAGAUUCGCUAUAAUAACU